AUGGACAUCCACAAGGAGGAGGCAAAGGGAGGGGAAUCUGUUGCCAAUCAGGCCAAGAUGGAAACAGAUCAAACGGAGGCCAAGACAGAGGCGGCGACGGUUUCACCCUUUACCGCGACUGAAGCCGAAUCUGCAGCUGCCGGGCGCUACGUGGGUGAGGUGAUCCACGAUAGCGACAUGAAAGCGCGAAUUCCCGGCCUGUUCACCCUCCUUCGAUGUGGCUGCUGCGAGCUCUGUGCCCUCCGUUUCCUCGGGCAACGCGUCUUCUCCCUCUAUCGCGAGCCCCUUCCCGUGCUCCGCUGCAUCAUGGAGUCGCUGUGGGCAACUCUCCCCGAGACCGAGCGCAGGUCCGAUGGCAGCGACUGGCGCGCCCGCUCACAAGCCACCGAGGCGGCUGCGUGCGUGGCUUGCCUGGGCACGUUGCAGAACGUGCAGUCGGACAAGUUCAUGGGACCGCUGCUGGCGGCUCUGACGGGAGGCACCGGCAAGUACGAGUUCUCGGACUACUCGCUCACCAUCACCAUGCCGGCCUCCACCGUCACCCGCCAAUACGCCCUCCACUACCACCUCCUCGCCACGCACAAAUUUACGGAAGAGUUUGAAGACAAGUCUACCAUCGUUGACAUCAAGGAAGCCAUGAAGUGGAUUCUGGGCCACGAGCUCCGCCGUCGCAUCGGUCUCAACUUCUCCCGCGAGUACAUCUCGCCGCACUUCAUCACGCUCGACCUGACCACGCAGGCCGGCACCUACGUGAAGGAGUUCGUGCACGGCGACCUGGGCCGCACGACCCCCAACCUGGGCCUGCUGCUGGGCUGCGAGACCGACAUCCUCCAGCUCGACGUGCUCGCCAUCGAGCUCGACUUCCCGCCCCGGCUCCCCGGCCAGCCGCCCAUCGAAGACGUCUUCGCCAGCACCGCCGAAAAGGAGAAGCAGCCCGCCGACGAGACGGUGACGACAGAGGAAGGAGAGCAGCAGAAGAGGAAGGAAGCAGACAAGCCCAAGGAGGCGUCCGUGUAG
This is a messenger RNA of Acanthamoeba castellanii str. Neff, 1017 nucleotides long. RefSeq lists its product as uncharacterized. NCBI's taxonomy places the organism in Eukaryota, Discosea, Longamoebia, Acanthamoebidae. Gene Ontology annotation, biological process: tRNA pseudouridine synthesis. The transcript is spliced from 5 exons. Gene Ontology annotation, molecular function: pseudouridine synthase activity; RNA binding. Bases 1 to 1017 code for a protein of 338 amino acids. The record is from RefSeq and is a predicted model, not a curated record.